CAUGUGCAAAAUCAGCAGGAAGUGUCCAUGAGAUUACCUUGCAAGCGUGAGUUAGACGUCGUUCAGUUCGCACUCUCGUUAGCUUAUCACCGAUUCUAUCAUAGGUAGGGAACAUCAAGAUGGCCGAGAACGAAUUAGAUUGUGAUAGUAUAAUACGCCGUCUUUUAGAAGUUCGCGGUUGCCGACCUGGGAAGUCUGUACAGCUGACAGAAACUGAAGUGCGAGAUCUCUGCAUCAAGAGCCGUGAAAUAUUCCUGCAGCAGCCAAUACUGCUGGAGCUGGAGGCUCCUCUUAAAAUAUGUGGAGACAUCCACGGCCAGUAUACAGACCUGAUGCGCCUCUUUGAGUACGGCGGCUUCCCUCCUGAAAGUAACUACCUUUUUCUGGGCGACUAUGUGGACCGAGGCAAGCAGUCACUUGAGACCAUCUGCCUCUUGCUGGCUUACAAGAUCAAAUAUCCUGAGAAUUUCUUCCUUCUCAGAGGCAACCAUGAGUGUGCAUCCAUCAACAGGAUAUAUGGCUUCUUUGAUGAGUGCAAGCGGCGAUACAGCACCAAGCUUUGGAAGACGUUCACAGACUGCUUCAACUGCCUCCCCAUCGCUGCCAUUAUAGACGAGAAAAUCUUCUGCUGUCACGGCGGCCUCAGUCCCGACCUUCAAAAUAUGGAGCAGAUCAGGCGCAUCAUGCGGCCUACAGACGUGCCUGACACUGGUUUGCUGUGCGAUUUGCUGUGGUCGGACCCAGAGAAGGAGAUCACAGGCUGGGGGGAGAAUGACAGAGGCGUCUCCUUUACCUUUGGGGCGGACGUCGUGUCAAAAUUCCUCAACAGACACGACCUCGACCUCAUAUGUCGUGCCCAUCAGGUUGUCGAGGACGGCUACGAGUUCUUUGCUAAACGUCAGCUGGUAACCCUCUUCUCUGCGCCCAACUACUGCGGCGAGUUUGAUAACGCAGGCGGCAUGAUGAGCGUUGAUGAAACUCUUCUCUGCUCCUUCCAAAUUUUGAAGCCUUCUGAGAAGAAAGCCAAGUAUCAGUACAGCGGUCUGAACCGUCCUGCUGCCGCCAACCGCGCGCCCAAAGCUCCUGUCAGAAAAUAGCUUGCACGUGCAUGUAAUUAGAAGUGCAGUGCAGGCUAGUCCUAACCUGCCAUUAACGUCACUUAUUAACUUAAGAGACAAUACUUGAUUGCUGACCUCUUGUCUUGCUGUCUACUCACUCAACAGACAUGUUGAUGCUCUGACCAAAUUCAUGUAAUUCUGUCCACUUCAUGAUGACUAUGACUGCACAUGUGCUAUUGUUGAUUUAUAGGACAAAACUUUAAAUGUUAUUAGAAUAAUAUUUACAAAUAUUUUGUUACUAGAGUAAAGGUGAGUUAAUCCUUCUGGAACUGUGGCUUUGAUGUAGCAAUAGUCAGUUGCGUAACGUCUUCGUCUGCUCUCAGCUAAGUCAGCACAUAUAAACAGAGUUAAUUAUUGUGUGGUGUUUAUGUGGGCAAAACCACGCUGCGUGUUGACAACAUCCAGCACCUGGUGUUUAUGAUUAUGACCACACAACAUUUGCAGUUCAUUUCACUAUGGUGUACACUUUGCCUCAAAACUUAAUUUUAGAAGUUCAUUUGAUUGUUUGAUAUGUAAGGAAAUGCUAAAUGUUCUAUGUAUCCGAACCUGUUGUCUCGUAUCUUUUGGUAUUUCUUCAUGUGGUGUGAGGUUGUUUAGAGGUGGCAAAUGGUUUGCUUACUUAUAUGCAGCACGAAACAGAAUGUAUGUUUAUACGUCAGCUACUUGAACAUGUAUACGCAUGUUAGAUACUAAAUUAUCUACGAAAUCUUUCUCAGCAAGGCUGGUUACAUUUCUUUACUUGAUUUCUUCUUUGUAUCUUGUAUGUUAUUGAUGCCAAGCAUGUAGCCCAUCGCCGGUCAUAGGAACAUUGUUAACAUAAAGCUUUUGCUGGUUUGUCUACUGUGUGCCUUCUGCUCUGUCUCGUAGCUCGUUCAUCCCCCCAAGCCGUGGCGAGCAAAUGGCGGCCAACAUAGAAGAAAAUAACGAUUGCCUCUUGCAUUAAAUAAUAUGGUUAUGAGUUCAAUGUAAUAAAUUCGCAUUCGUCUUCUAUUGAGACAGAUGCGAUUCUGUCUUUUGGUGAAGGCAACAAUGAAAUCAUUGAUCAUUUGCUCUGAGUUGCGAUGAAGCUAUUAGAGGGAUCUGCUUCUACCUGCAGAUAACAUGAAUAUUUGCUGUUGGUCACCUGAAUAAAUGGCAGGGCUGUAAUGGGAAGCAUUGCACGCACACGAUUGCUUCUAAACUUGCAACAAAUAACGUGAUGUAAUGGUGAAUGUUGAUAAUGUGUAUUUCUAAAAGGAAGUUAGACGUUUCAGCUUGUCUAGGUGCCUCAGUUUUGUGUCCAAAUCGCUACCCAAGUACAAUACUAUAAGCGUCCCAGUGCAACAAAAGGCCAUUGCAUUUAUGUAACGGAUAGAGCAUAAAAUUAGUAUGAUGAUCUACUAUAAACGCUAUUGUGAUGAUUCCUUUAAUUGGUAUCUAGUGUUUCUGGACUGU
Molecule: messenger RNA, 2552 nt
Organism: Hyalella azteca
Lineage: Eukaryota; Metazoa; Arthropoda; Malacostraca; Amphipoda; Hyalellidae
Product: serine/threonine-protein phosphatase PP1-beta catalytic subunit
Exons: 7
Coding region: 120-1097 (325 amino acids)
Cellular component (GO): nucleus; cytoplasm
Molecular function (GO): protein serine/threonine phosphatase activity
Source: RefSeq, a predicted model, not a curated record